Molecule: messenger RNA, 2660 nt
Organism: Dermochelys coriacea (leatherback sea turtle)
Lineage: Eukaryota; Metazoa; Chordata; Testudines; Dermochelyidae
Gene: SERPINB1
Product: serpin family B member 1
Exons: 7
Coding region: 283-1419 (378 amino acids)
Biological process (GO): negative regulation of endopeptidase activity
Molecular function (GO): serine-type endopeptidase inhibitor activity
Source: RefSeq, a predicted model, not a curated record
GUCCUGGGACUCGCGGGGCUACAACCACCCUGCACACAGGCCCAGCCCCAGCCGCUUUCCUGCCCUACACCCUUCCACCCAGCCAGCUGUAGCCGGUUCAUCCCCUUCCUUCCUCCGCCUCCCCCGAGCAGCCGCAGCCGCAGCCGCAGCCGCACGCUGCCCUACGGCCCGGCCCGGCCCGCGCACACACUCCCCGCCCGGGGCUUGGCUGAGCCACCGGCUCACGUGUCUCUUCGGCUGCCUGGAACCAGCGAAGCCCCAGCCGGCUGCAGGUUUGUAACCAUGAAGAAACUGAGUAAUGCAAACACCCGUUUUGCUCUUGAUCUGUUUAGAAAGUUGAAUGAAACCAACGCAACAGGAAAUAUCAUCUUCUCGCCAAUCAGUAUUUCUGCUGCACUGGCCAUGGUCCUUUUAGGGGCCAGAGGUGACACAGAGACACAGCUGUUGAAGACCUUUCAUUUUGAUGUUGUUGAAGAGCUUCAUUCAAGAUUUCAGACCCUGACCUCUGACAUAAACAGAAGUGGAGCUUCCUAUCUGUUGAAGCUUGCCAAUCGGCUUUAUGGAGAGAAGACCUACAGUUUUUUAGCAGACUUCUUGACUAAGACUCAGAAAUUAUAUGGAGCUAAUUUGGCUACGGUUGAUUUUCUACUUGCUUCAGAUGAAGCAAGAAAACAAAUUAACCAGUGGGUAGGGGAGCAGACUGAAGGUAAAAUCCCCAACCUGUUGUCUGAGGGCUCAGUUAAUGAUAUGACCAAACUAGUGUUGGUGAAUGCUAUUUAUUUCAAAGGAAAUUGGGCUGAGAAAUUUAAAGAAGCAGACACGACACAAAUGCCAUUUCGAUUAAAUAAGAAUGAAAAAAAGACAGUGCAAAUGAUGUAUCAGAAAAAGAAAUUUCCUUUUGGAUACAUCUCUGAACUGAAAUGUCGUGUGCUAGAGCUUCCCUAUGAUGGAAAAGAACUUAGCAUGAUCAUCUUCUUACCUGAUGACAUUGAUGAUAACUCCACUGGACUCCAGCAGCUAGAGAAGCAGCUCACCUUAGAAAAGCUCCAGGAAUGGACACAGCCACAAAAUAUGCAUCCCAAUGAUGUUCAUGUGCAUCUGCCUAAAUUUAAGAUGGAAAACAGCUAUGACCUUACAUCAGAUUUAUCAGGUCUGGGCCUGCAGGAUAUAUUUGACAGUGGCAAGUCUGACUUGUCUGGAAUGUCAGGCACACGAGACCUCUUUUUAUCUAAAAUUGUACACAAGUCUUUCAUAGAAGAGAAUGAAGAAGGCACAGAAGCUGCAGCUGCCACUGCUGGCAUUGCUAAUCUCUGCAUGUUUCUGGAAGAGGAUUUCAAUGCUGAUCACCCUUUCCUUUUCUUCAUCCGUCACAACCCAACACAAAGCAUACUUUUAUUUGGCAGGUAUGCUUCUCCAUAAAAGAAGACAGAGCUACAGUUGAGGAUCUGAUCCUAUUUCCACUUAAACCAGUAGGAACCUGUAAUUAAGUUCUUACUAAUUUUCAUUCCAAUUCUGCAUUUCAAAAUAGAAUGACUACUCAGAAAUUGAUACCUACGAUCCUUCUUGGGCUUUUUUGCCAAUUCCUUAGCACUGUUAUUUGUUUGUGUACAGUAAAAUAUGCCUCAUGCAAUGACUCACAGGGCUGACAGUCUGGUUGCUCAGCACAGUUGAUCUUCUAAUAAAGGUGGACCAGAAUUGAACUUCUGAGGAUUCUUUAAGGCAGUUACUUGAGUCAGAAAAUUCCCUAAAGUGUGAACAUCCUCUUGUGUGGGUUUUGCAAUUUUAUUGUGAACUGGCAAUUCCUUUGGUGUAAUUCCCCUCUCUGACUUUGAUCCAGUAAUUCAAUGUGCUUGCUCAGCAGGAUAAGUUUGCAAGGAUUUUCUUUUCUUAGAGUCUCUUCUUUUAGAGGCCUUUGAACAUAAUGCUGUUUGGCAUCAGAAGGCACUCAACAGCCGAAUGGGCCUUAUUAUGUUUUGGGAUAAAAGGCCAAUUAGCAUUUGCUAGAGAGACUUUCUAUUCUUAGAGAAAGCAUUAAGCUGUUUUAAACACGUGCAACCCUUACAAUCACUGUUUCAGAACUCUAGUAUGAUAUUGCUUUUGAAUGAGGAGGCAGAAAUGGGACAGGCAAUUUCUUAAUGGUUUUUUAAGAAAUCUUAAUACUUCUGUACAUUUUAAACAAAUUUUAUAACUGUUGUAUCUGUUUAAAAUGUAUGGAGAUUUUGAAAGGUAGUUGAAACUAACUUUCCAAAAGGGCAUGAAAUCUUGGCCUAAAACUAUAAUAUCAACACAGGAAGGAUUCCUGCUUUUCAGGGAACUGCUUUGUAGGUGUUCCAAAUUUCUUAAGUGCAGUUCAUGUAUAUUAAUGCUACAGUGAGUUCUGGCCCACGUGGCUGGCUGGCUGCCUACUGCCUCUUUACAAACUGAUUUUUGCACCAAAUAACAGUUUGACUUCUAGGAACUGGUAUGCUUAUGUACUCGUAAUGUCCUGCUGUUGUUUCCUGUUUAGUAUUAGUAGCCUGUAUAAUUUCAUGUAUAUUCUGCACAGUUAUGUCUAUGCAUUAACAGUAUAACCUCAGGUAUAUUCUGUAUCCCUAAUUCUGUAUUCCUUUGUGAACCUCACUAUAACUUCGCCUUGGAAGUACAAAUAAAUGGUAUUAUUU